UCCUGCUACCUCCGCGCACACCAAAACAAGUUUCCAAUACAUGCUCAGCGCCAUGUUCAGCAUUUCAGCCGCAUGAGAAACCUCUUCUAGCACCCGCAAUGCACAUCUGAUCCGCCUACUCAACGCUAGUGCACUACAACCCUACCCUAAACCCACCCUCCGAACGCGCCUUCCUCACCUCUCCCACAUCACCGCUCCGUCUACACUACGCCCACUAUGAACUCGGUGCGCGCCAUCCAGCAGCUCAAUAAGCGCGAACUCGAGGCAGGCAUCAAUCCCGAAGGUUCAUGGCAUACCGACUACCGGGACACGGCCUUUGUCUACAUCGGCGGCCUACCGUUUGAACUUUCAGAAGGUGACAUCAUCACCAUAUUCUCCCAGUACGGCGAACCAGUAUGGAUUAAGCUGGCGCGCGACAAGGAGACAGGAAAGUCACGAGGUUUCGCAUGGAUCAAGUACGAAGACCAGAGGAGUUGCGACUUGGCCGUGGACAAUCUAGGUGGAGCGAGUAUCAUGGAUCGCAUCAUCAGGGUAGAUCAUGCGCGAUACAAACCCAAGGAUGACGAAGACAUGAGGGACAACACUAUGGGAGAGCUCGACCUCGACCCUGGUCAUGAGUCUGAUGGUGGCAGAAGGAAGCGGAGAAAGACAGAGAGCGAAAGCGACUCGGACGACGACCGACCACUGCUACCGGAAGAGAUCGAAUUAGGGCGUCUGUUGGAGAAGCUGGACGAAGACGACCCUAUGCGUGACUCUAUGAUCAAGCGCCAGCAAGAGAAAGUAGACGAUGCACUCAAGAAGCUGAAGAAGCAAAAGCGUAAAGAAAAGGAGAGGGCAAAGCGCAAGGACAGGCAUAGCCGGAGAGACAGGUCGAGAGAUCGGGACCAUGACAAGGACAGGAGACGGAUCAAGGAUGCAGGGGAAGACGAUGAGCAGCGUCGCCAUCGAUCGGAACGAACUCGAGAUCGAAGCGAGGAUUCUAGAGACAGGCGCGAUCGACAUCGAAGGCGCGAGCGAAGAGGUUCAGAUUCUGAAGGCGAUGACACAGGGCGAUCUCGGAGGAAACCGUCGCGCUCACCGUUGCCGUAUCGAGCUCGUUCUCCUUAA
Alternaria alternata is the source of this 1107-nucleotide messenger RNA. RefSeq names its product RNA-binding domain-containing protein. Gene Ontology annotation, molecular function: RNA binding. The record is from RefSeq and is a predicted model, not a curated record. NCBI's taxonomy places the organism in Eukaryota, Fungi, Ascomycota, Dothideomycetes, Pleosporales, Pleosporaceae. The transcript has 2 exons. Bases 217 to 1107 code for a protein of 296 amino acids. Gene Ontology annotation, cellular component: U2 snRNP; precatalytic spliceosome; catalytic step 2 spliceosome. Gene Ontology annotation, biological process: mRNA splicing, via spliceosome.